AUGGCCGGUAGGGAAGCACAGCAGGCACAGGCUGCCGCCAAGGAGUUCCUCUUCAAGGUGCUGGUCGUAGGAGACAUGGCAACGGGCAAGACUGCCAUCAUCAGGCGUUGCGUCGAAGGUGCCUUCUCCGAUAACUACAAGACCACGAUUGGAGUCGAUUUCGCUCUGAAGACCAUCAAGUGGGGCUCCAACACGCUUGUGUACCUGCAGCUGUGGGACAUUGCGGGACAGGAGCGGUAUGGCAACCUCACGCGCGUCUACUACAAGGAGGCCGUUGCUGCCUUUGUCGUGUUCGAUCUCACCCGCAACUCCUCCUUCGAGUCCGUGAAGCGAUGGAAGGACGACAUCGACAACAAGGUGCGACUGCCCAACGGCGACCCGCUGCCGGUGAUCCUCUUGGCCAACAAGUGCGACAUGGUCAAGACGGCGCUCAACGAGGAGGUGAUGGAUCAGUACUGCAAGGAGAACGGGUUCAUCUCGUGGUUCGCCACGUCGGCCAAGGAGAACACCAACAUCGACGAGAGCGUGGCGUGCAUCGUGAACCACGUCAUCAAGAAGGACGAGCAGGGUGCCAAGGGCGACGCCGAGGCCUUUGCUCUGAACGAGGCCGGACCAUCCACCCGACCCAGCUCCGGCGGUUGCUGCAGCUGA
This is a messenger RNA of Acanthamoeba castellanii str. Neff, 651 nucleotides long. RefSeq names its product Rab32 protein, putative. Gene Ontology annotation, cellular component: vesicle; Golgi apparatus; trans-Golgi network. The transcript has 6 exons. The coding region runs from base 1 to 651 and encodes 216 amino acids. Gene Ontology annotation, molecular function: GTP binding; GTPase activity. Gene Ontology annotation, biological process: vesicle-mediated transport. NCBI's taxonomy places the organism in Eukaryota, Discosea, Longamoebia, Acanthamoebidae. The record is from RefSeq and is a predicted model, not a curated record.